This is a messenger RNA of Strongylocentrotus purpuratus (purple sea urchin), 2942 nucleotides long. It is a transcript of the gene naa40, whose product is annotated as N-alpha-acetyltransferase 40. The record is from RefSeq and is a predicted model, not a curated record. Gene Ontology annotation, cellular component: nucleus. Gene Ontology annotation, molecular function: protein N-terminal-serine acetyltransferase activity; histone H4 acetyltransferase activity; histone H2A acetyltransferase activity. Bases 447 to 1175 code for a protein of 242 amino acids. Lineage: Eukaryota; Metazoa; Echinodermata; Echinoidea; Camarodonta; Strongylocentrotidae. The transcript is spliced from 8 exons.
GCGCCACAUUGAAAGAGUUGCGGGAAACCGGAAUUGAACGGAAAGACAUUAACCAAAAACAGCUGUAGAAUCCUACACCAAUUUACAUUGCGACCUUUUCAAUGAUUUUACUCACAGACUACAGACUGCAGUAGAUUACAUGGAGAGUGGAAUUUCUAUGAUUUAUACUUGUCUUUAACAGUGAGAAGUUAUUCAGAAUAAAUCAGAGAUUUUUGUACUCAAACGUCAAGUCAGUCAGAUUGCACAAUUUGUUCAUCGCAUCGCGUCGCCUCGUUACAUAGACCCCUACAAAGAAAGAGGAAGCAGAAAGUUUGAUAUCCAAUUCCAUUUCAAGCUUCAACUUCUUGCCUUGGUCAGCUCAGAGCUGGGAGACCUGUGUUUUCGUCACAUCUCGCUGGAAGAUUUGAAAGCAAAAUAGGCCUAGAGUCUACAUCACAACAUACAUAAUGGGGCGUAAGAGUACAAAAGGAAAGGAAAAGAAGAUGAAAAGGAAAGAGGAACAAGCCAAAAUAGCAGCUGCCAAGAUCAUAGUAGAUGCAGCGAACAAAAUUGAUGAUCCGAUGCAGAACUUGACAGCCUUCAAGAAAUUUGAAAGAAAUGAUCUCUCCCUCACCGUUGAAUGCAAGAAGGUGACUGAGCUGGAGAAGGAUGUCACCGACUGGAUCUUUAACCUCGUCAAGACCAACAUGCAGUCAUUAUAUGAAUCCAGUGACUGGGGAUGGAAGGGACGAGAGAAGAAAGAAGAGUUGAUGCAUGAACAAGCCUGUUUUGUGAUCGCUAGGACUGCAGAUGGUCAGCUGGUUGGAUUCUGUCAUUUUAGAUUUGAUGUAGACUUUGGUGAUGCAGUCAUCUACUGCUAUGAGAUUCAGCUCACACCUGACGUGAGGAGAAAGGGCCUUGGAAAAUUUCUCAUGCAGAUUCUAGAGCUCCUAGCUUUCAGGACUGAGAUGAAAAAGGUGAUGGUUACAGUUUUCAAGAACAAUCUGGUUGCUACAAAUUUCUUCACGAAAGUCCUAAAAUACGAGAUAGAUGAGACAUCUCCUAGCAUGUAUGACCCGAUGAAUGACGAGGAUUACUGCUAUGAGAUCAUGAGUAAAGAUAUCAAGACUAAGAAAACGGCCCCAGCAGCCAACUCUGAAGGUCGACUAGCCAGUGGACAGGAGAUCUUAAUGUAAUGAAAAUUGUGUGUAAAUAAGUGUGAAGUCAUGGCCUACACUCAUUGUUUGUCAUACAAAUGGAAAUAUGAGAGGAAGAAGGGCCCAACUCCAUCCAAAGCAUUUACAAAAUGUCAAUUUUAAGAUCAGUUAAGAGCAGAAAGAUUUUGUCUUCAUGCUUUGAAAAAUGCAUGUUCAUGUAUUAAACUUCCCUGCCACUGAAAACAUAUCUCUUAAACUUUCUCUGAAUCUUUGGUGUUAAUAACACAAAUCCUGUUUUCAUGGAUUUAGGCUCUUCUUUGUUUAUACUGGGUCCUUUCUGGCUUUCAGUCUGUAGAUUCUCAGAUCACGCUGGUAAGGAAAGGUGAACAGGCAUGUUUCCAGACGUGAGGCUGACAGGCAACAUUGCUUGUAAGUUCUGAAGAUAGUAAUACUGUUAACACAAUGUGAUAUAGAAUAUCUCUACAAAAAUUAAAGGUGCUGGGUUAAUACAUGAAUUAUUUGACUCGGACAGGGAAAAUAAAACUCGAUACAAAUCAGAUGAGCAAAAAAUGAUUGGUAGAUCUUCCAAUUUUUUUUAUUUCUACAGACAUCCAUAUAUCCAGCAAAAUGCCAUGUCAAAAAUAUUUUGCAAUUUAGGCAAACAUUGGAUUUCAAUGUUCAGAUAAAAUGUAAUCGAAACAAUUUACUCAAGACUCUUGAGAGUGAACUUUGUGCCUUUGAAAUUAUAUCUUCAGCCUUCUCGUGAAAUAAGCCUCUGGUCAUCACGUGUGUACACAUAGCCAUUAAACGCAAUGAAGCGCUACGUACAAACUACAAAGCAGGGAUAGUGUUAUUUGAUAUGUCUCUGCACAAAGUGAAUGAGCAGUGGCUUAUUCUACGAGAAUGCCAAAUUUUCUUUUCCUGCUGGUCAGGAGUAUAAAAAAAGCUCCAGUUUUGCAAGCCAUGUGAUGGGUGUACCUAUAUAGUUGGAUUACUUACAAAACCAAAUUUAUUGGUGCAGUAGACCUUCAUUUUCGUUGUCAUUUGGUCUUCUGGGCUGUGCAAAAUUUGAUUUUUACUCCCUGAGUGUACAAUGUCUUUUAGAUCAAAAUUGAUUUUGUAUUGCAGAAAUUCUAGUUGAUUAAAUCGUUGGGGUACAUUCUGGUACCGGUAUGCUCUUUGCUGGUUAAAUAAAACAGCAUAACUGCAUUGCUUAAGGCUAUAGAGGUACAUGUACAUCUGCAACAAAUUGAUAAUUUAGAUACACAACUUGUAUUCUUAUGAAUUUUUUGCACCUAGUUUGAUGCCCAUACAAGAAGGGUAUUAGUCAAGCAGCAAUUUAUCAAUUUUUUGCGAGAAAAUCAUUCAAAUGCUCGAUGUAAAUGUUUAACUGGGCCCUAUCCUUUAAAGAGCAGUGAUUGAUCGAAAUGUAUCACAAGUCCUUCCAUCAAUUGUAAAAAUUAAUUUGUCUAACUCGUAUCUAUAAGUACAGAGUUGCGAUGUACUCGGAUCGAUCAUCACUCUCCGUAAGACAGGCCCAGGUUUGUUUUAUUUCAUGGUGUAGGAACUGAUCAUGUUUUUUUCCUGAACUUUACAAUUUAUCAAUUUUCAGAAUAUUUAAAUUUCUGCUAAUAUUAGUUUAUUGAAUUGUGGCAUUAAUGACCAUUUCCAGUUUUUCCACUAUGCUUUAAGCAUAACAAAUUUUCAUUUGUAUGUCAGAUACAUGUAUCAUGUCUAGCAGGAUAACACAUGGGUGUAUGACCAUUGUAAAUAUGUAAUUUUGUAUUAAAGUCAUUGUUUACAUCA